GUGCUAGCAGCCCUCGUGGGUUCCGCUUCAGCUGAUGAUUCGGCAAGCUGCAUUUCUCUCAAGGGUUCUGCAUUAUGUCCAGCUUUCCAGGCUGCUUCUAUAUCCACAAACCAGUCAUUAAUCGAUACAUUCUCAUUCUUAAAGUAUGUCUCCGAUUUAGAGACAUUCGACACGCAGCUCUCCAGCUUCGUCAAGACUACAUAUCUCCAAGACAAAUUCCAGUUGAAUUUUGGCUGCCACAAUAUUAAUUAUACAGACCCCAGCGACAUGUACGCGCGCUACACAACGACAGUCCUUUGCAGCUCCAUUGUUCAAGCGUCCGCGGCUGGCUGCGGCGUCUCUGCGAAAAACUCGGAGCCUCUCUGCGCCGAAACCUGCGCCGAAUAUGCUCAAAGCGAAGCUUACAUCACCGCCGACACAGCUCUUUGCGGCAGCCCUAGCAGCGACCUCAACAAAUUGAUUCGCGCCGACUUUACUGUCUGUUCCAACCCUGAACAGGCCCUCUCCAGCAGCUGCAUCGUCGGCUCGGACAAUGAGCCGGAUAACUGUGGAUUUGGUAACAGCACCGUUGGUCUAUGCUCAUACUGCGGCGCCGGAGGCAUCAAUUCCACAGAUACCUGCUGCUAUAGCUCCAAUGCCGAAAAGCGAUGUCAAGGGGUUAAGCUUCCUGAUAUUACCGUGACCUUUACAGCACCCGUGGCUACUGCUACACCGACGACUUCUUCGGCCCCGGUUUCCAGUGGUGGCAGCCAUCUCAGCGGCGGUGCUAUUGCGGGCAUUGUCAUCGGCUCUCUUGCGGGAGUCGUAAUUCUUGCUGCCCUCCUGUUCUUCUGCAUUAGAAUGAUGAGGCGCAGACCCGGCAGCAGCGGCCAGGCCGACAGCAUUUUCAACCAGCCUCAGCCUUCUCGUAAAGGACCGCCCAUGAGCCAAGGUAGCGCAGCACCCCCUCGAGGAUACGAAAUUCUUCCUGGCGGCCGUAUUGCACGCAUGUCCGCCUUGGAGGGACAUUCGGGCGAUUCGCCCUCCCGCCACGGUAGCUCUCCUUCUGCUCGUGCUGUUCCUUACGCCUCCAAGGCUUCUGAUAGGAUGUCUUCAUCUGAGUUUGGCGAUACUCCCGAACCCGAAACCCCAUAUACCGGACUUCGUGGGCCCCCCGCUACUUCGAGACGACAAGGCUCUUUAUCCAGCAACUCGAUGCUUGGAAGCGAUAUCGCCGGCAGCCCCAUUGGUUUUUCAUCUCCGAAUGCUCUGGCAAGCCAGCAGUCUGAACAGCUACCAUUCUUCAAGGAUUACUAUUCACAAGACGACAUUCACCCUCACGACAAAGUUGCGGUUUUAUGGGCCUACCAGCCAAGGGCCCCUGACGAGUUUGCCCUGGAGCGUGGAGAUAUGCUCAAAGUUGUGGGUAUCUGGGAUGACGGUUGGGCGACGGGUCUGAUAGUCAACGAGCGAGCGGAGGAAUGGGAGGCACGAAGGCAAGCGCAGAGGGACAGCGGCGUUUCAAAUACUUCUGGUGCAAGAGACAGCUCGCCACAGGGCCACGGCGAACUAAAGGCAUUCCCUCUAGUAUGCGUCUGCCUCCCAGAACAUUGGAGGAAGACAAUUGAAGGGGACGGCUCGGAUACAGGAGCAAGUGGUCAU
Trichoderma atroviride IMI 206040 is the source of this 1641-nucleotide messenger RNA. RefSeq lists its product as uncharacterized. The record is from RefSeq and is a predicted model, not a curated record. NCBI's taxonomy places the organism in Eukaryota, Fungi, Ascomycota, Sordariomycetes, Hypocreales, Hypocreaceae.